AUGCGUUCCACUUCAUUCAUCACUACCAUCUUUUUGGCAGCUUUCCUGUUGGUUAGCGACGUUUUGGCUACUCCACCAGCUUGCCUUUUAGCUUGUGUGGAGAGGGUAUCCAGAAGUUCAUCUUGUGGUUUAAGACAAGUUGCUUGCCACUGUACAGAUGAAAGCGCUGCUUUCAAAAGGUGUUUGGAUAGUAUCUGUCCAAAUAAUAACGCCGGCGCUGCUUGGGAUGCUUUCCGUUCCACUUGUGCUGAACAUGGUGUUGAGGUGAAGCCACAAUCCUCAGAAUCAUCAAGCUCAUCAAGCUCAUCCUCUACUAUGGCUUCAUCCUCAGCAGAGCCAUCUUCCAGCUCAUCCUCCAGUUCAUCUAGUUCUCCUAGCGUUUCACCAACUCCAAGUGGUGACGGUUCCACUCCAAGCAACCCUCCAAGCCACACUCCAAGCAGCACUCCAAGCAGCACUCCAAGCAGCACUCCAAGCAACACUCCAAGCAACACUCCAAGCAACACUCCAAGUAACACUCCAAGUAACACUCCAAGCAACACUCCAAGCGGUUCACCAAGCAAUACUCCAAGCGGUUCACCAAGCCCAAGUGAUGGCUCCAAACCUUCUCCAAAGCCAGAAGACGGUGGAUCUACUCCAAGUAAUCCUCCAAGCCACACCCCAAGCGGCACUCCAAGCAACACACCAAGCAACACACCAGGCAGCAGUCCAACUCCUGGAUCUGGCGUACCUGGCGAUGAUUCAGGUCAACCAGCUAUUUCCGUUUCUGUCGGCAACGAUAGCGCUACUCCAGGUCCUACCCCAACUUCUUCCCCAAGCAGUUCCUCAUCUAACUCUGUUUCCGACCUCUUCACUGGUGGAGGUAACUUGGUUGAUGCUGGUUUCACCUGGGCGGGAUCUCUAGCCCUUUUGUGGUUGUUGUAA
Molecule: messenger RNA, 924 nt
Organism: Eremothecium sinecaudum
Lineage: Eukaryota; Fungi; Ascomycota; Saccharomycetes; Saccharomycetales; Saccharomycetaceae
Gene: CCW14
Product: Ccw14p
Exons: 1
Coding region: 1-924 (307 amino acids)
Source: RefSeq, a predicted model, not a curated record